Messenger RNA from Saccostrea cuccullata (small rock oyster), 2683 nucleotides. Its product is annotated as multiple epidermal growth factor-like domains protein 10. The record is from RefSeq and is a predicted model, not a curated record. Bases 293 to 2683 code for a protein of 796 amino acids. The transcript is spliced from 17 exons. Gene Ontology annotation, molecular function: scavenger receptor activity. NCBI's taxonomy places the organism in Eukaryota, Metazoa, Mollusca, Bivalvia, Ostreida, Ostreidae.
AUCGCCGUGAAAUAUCUUCACAUAUAUAUACUUGAUACAUAAUAAACCAACUAUUUAUAAAUCAAAAGGAAGAAAAACACUUUGGAAAGCAUAAAAAUAUGUACAAUCAAAGCUGCGCGUUCUCAUAUGGGACGACGGAUAAUAUUUGACUUGAAAGAAGGAAGAAACUAAUCUGAUUCUUUUGAGUCUGCAGGAAAGGGAAGCUUAAACAAACUGUGUUGACCGGAUUCAAAUGGAAUGUCUUACUAGUCAGUGACUCCCCUGUUGUGUGGACAUAUUUAUAAUUUCAAACAUGGAGAUUGUAUUUUCAAUUUAUUUUUUGCUACACUUUUCUACCAAAGUGAGCUCUUUUGAACAACUUAUCAAACCCGGAAUGACAGUGGCUACAAGUAGUUCUGUCGGAUGGGGAGGCUUUGCAAACAAGACAGUCGAUGGAAACUAUUCACAGAAUAAUUAUACAUACUGCAUGCAUACAGAAAAAGGACACCGAGAGGCAUGGCUGAAAAUUGACUUAGGGGAUGUUUACAAUUUGAAGAGUGUCAAAAUAUGGUACAGGGCUGACAAUAAGAUUGAAAGUGUAAACACCAAAAGAUUAAAAGGGUUUUCUAUCCGUUUGUCCAAGUUACCGGAACUAAAUUCCAGUGAAAUAUGUUAUCAGGAUCCUGGAAACGAAUCACUUCCUAUUAUGUUAUCGAGGUUCUGUAAAGGUGUAGCUCGGUACGUAUGGUUCUACACGGACAAAGACAAUGGUGGUGGGGUGUUCCUGGAAAUAUGUGAAGUGGAUGUUUACGGUUGUCCAGAAAAACAUUCUGGGGAAAAUUGUUCCAAAUGUAAUUAUAGUUGUUAUGAUACCUGUGAUAUCAUAAAUGGAGAAUGCAGCUGUACCAAACCGGGCUACGAACCUCCUGAAUGUGUCAAACAGUGUCCGAAAUGGUGGUAUGGACCUAACUGUAAGAAUCGUUGUGAAAAUUGCAAAAAAGGGGUAUGUGACCAUGUAACAGGAGAUUGUGAGAAGGGCUGUAAGAAUGGAUGGAAAAAUGAUAUUAAAUGUGACCAGCCAUGUAAUAAGGGUUAUUACGGUAAGAAUUGUUCGAAAUCCUGUGGACGUUGCGCAAACAAAAAAGCAUGUAAUUUUAAAAAUGGCAACUGCCCUUCUGGAAAGUGUGAACCAGGGUGGACAAGUACACUGGGAAAAAACGGAAGAAAGGGAAAAAAAUGCGAUCAAGAAUGUCCGAAUGGAACCUUUGGAUUGAACUGUAAGCAUAACUGCAGUGGACAUUGCACAGGAGGAUUGUCAUGCAACAAAACGACCGGGAUCUGUGAUGCUGGUUGUACAAAUGGAUGGAGAACUCCGCGCUGCAGUAAAAAAUGCAAUGAAGGCUUUUAUGGAAAGAACUGCAUUAAUCCAUGUGGACACUGUGCCAACAAAUCAGCAUGUGAUCACGUGACAGGUUUCUGUCCAUUAGGAAACUGUGCACCCGGAUUUAAAAGUUUCUCCUAUAAAAGCUGUGAUAAAGAAUGUGAUGACAAAACGUUUGGAAAAAACUGCGAGGAAACUUGCAGUGGACAUUGUAGAGGGGGGUUGCCAUGUAAUAAAACAGACGGAAGAUGUCCUGGAGGAUGUGCAGAUGGGUGGAUGAAUCCCUAUUGCAAUGAAACGUGCAGUCAUGGCUUAUAUGGAAGGGAAUGUAGAUUUCCCUGUGGUAAAUGUGCCAGAAACGCACAUUGUAACCAUGUGAACGGUUCCUGUCCUUUCGGUGACUGUAUGCCUGGAUUUAAACAAAAAGACGACCAGAGAUGCGAUAAAGAAUGCGAUAAAGGAUCCUUUGGAGAUUUCUGUGAGAAAAACUGUAGUGGACACUGUGCAGAGGGAUUGCAUUGCAACAAAACCGACGGUGUCUGCCCCAGAGGUUGUGAAGAUGGAUGGAUAUUGCCUAACUGCAAUGAAACAUGCAAGAAAGGAUUCUAUGGUACAGUAUGUAGUCUGUCCUGUGGAUUUUGUGCUUUGAACGCAACGUGUGAUCACGUGACCGGUUCCUGCCCUUCUGGUCUCUGCCAACCAGGAUGGAAGAAAACACAAGAUAAACGAUGUGACAAAGAGUGUGAAUAUGGAUCCUUUGGAAAGCAUUGUAUGUACAGCUGCAGCCGACAAUGCAAAGAGAAAUUACACUGCAAUAAAAUCAACGGGGCUUGUUUUGGAGGAUGUAAAGACGGUUGGACAAAUGACCAGUGCAAUAAACCAUGCAGUAUCGGGUGGUAUGGCAAAGACUGCCAGGAAAAGUGUGGUCACUGUGGAGGUACUGAGACCUGUCGUCAUAUCAACGGUUCCUGUCCAGGACAAUGUGGACCUGGAUAUCAAGGAGAGAAAUGUGACAUCGAAUGUGAGGACGGGGCAUUUGGAUUCAGUUGCAAUAACUCUUGUGCUAAAGGUUGUUUGUCAGUCUGCAAUAAGAAAAUUGGAACAUGUGAUCAGUGCCUAUCGGGGUAUAUAGGAGACUUCUGCAAUAUAACUGUUGCAGAAUCCCAAGCACAGGAUUCGACAAUGCCUGCUGCAGGAGUAGGUAUACCAAUUACUAUAAUUGUCGUCAUAGCACUCACUGCUUUAGUGACUGUUCUCAUGAGAAAAGCAAGGCAGAAGAAAGCUGCUGAUUUGGAUCUUCCAGAGAGGAAUAAAAUUAUAUAG